Phaeodactylum tricornutum CCAP 1055/1 is the source of this 450-nucleotide messenger RNA. RefSeq lists its product with no specific name. The transcript has a single exon. The annotation marks the transcript as partial. The record is from RefSeq and is a predicted model, not a curated record. NCBI's taxonomy places the organism in Eukaryota, Bacillariophyta, Bacillariophyceae, Surirellales, Neidiaceae. Gene Ontology annotation, biological process: iron-sulfur cluster assembly.
UCGAAAAGGACAGAAAAACGCCGUGAUAUGGUGGAUGCCGACGAAGUUUUUGAAAUCAUUCGCAACAUUCAAGACCCGGAGCAUCCGUUGACUUUAGAGCAGCUAGGUGUUGUUAGCAAACGUCAAAUUGACGUACACGAUAUUAUGGAUGAUCGACUGGACCAACGAAUAGCGUCGUACAGUACUCUAGACGUCCGCUUUACUCCAACCAUCCCGCACUGUUCGAUGGCGACACAUAUUGGUCUCUGCCUACGAGUGAAACUCGAUCGGUCGCUGCCGCCACGUUUCAAAGUCAAGGUCCGUAUCGAGCCUGGCUCGCACAGUAGCGAAACUGCUAUUAACAAGCAGCUAGCUGACAAAGAGCGAGUUUGUGCGGCUCUGGAAAACAAGCAUCUUUUGGGUAUUGUCAAUCGGUGUAUUAUCGACGGAAUGACUAGGAACAUGACUUGA